UACCUGUCUGGGGGUGAUUGUGUGGAUUUCUUCUGCUAAAAAAGAACGCGUUCAAUUCUGAAAGUAGGCAAAUGUCCGGCUUGCAAAUUCUGGCAUUUCUCAGUGGCCUCGGAGGACUUGGGGCCACGAUUGGCGCCACAGUGUCCAAUGAAUGGAGGGCCACCAGCCGGGCGUCGUCAGUCAUCACGGCCACAUGGGUGCUGCAAGGGCUGUGGAACAACUGUGCUGGGAACGCCAUCGGAGCUCUGCACUGUAGGCCGCAUCACACUAUCUUGAACCUGGACGGCUACAUCCAAGCCUGCAGGGGAUUGAUGAUCGCUGCAGUUUGUCUGGGCUUUUUUGGGACCAUAUUUGCUCUGGUGGGGAUGAAAUGUACCAAAAUAGGAGGAAGUGACAAGAGCAAAGCCAGGAUCGCAUGCUUUGCCGGUGUCAGUUUUAUUCUCAGUGGUCUGUGUUCACUUUCAGCAUGCUCUCUCUAUGCCCACAGGAUAACGUCAGACUUUUUCAACCCAAUGUUUGUGGCACAGAAGUAUGAGCUGGGAGCGGCACUCUUCAUCGGCUGGGCAGGUUCUGUCCUCUGUGUUCUUGGAGGAGGUGUGCUCUGUUUCUCUGUGGCAGACUGUUUCAAGAAAAGCCAUACAGACUAUACCUACAAAGGCGCCGCCUCACAUUCUCAUAUCUCGUCACACCAAAGAGGAAAGUCUAUAAGCCAGCGGCCACCUCCUGACUACAGCAGCUCCUCCAGGGCCCCCAACUUUGAUAAGAACGUGUACGUGUAAAUGAUGUGAAUAUUAAUAAACCACCGGUGAGUCCUGUGAGAUACUGUAAAGAAAAGAUAACGGCACGCCACGGGAAACGUGUUUGUUGAACACCGGGUGAAUUAGUUACUGCAUAGAGUCGCUACCCAAGUGCAACAAAAAUUACUUUGCUUGUUUUCUGGUAAAAUUCUUCUUUCUCAGAAAGGUUUUUUUUUUUUUUUAAUUCAAAUAGCAACAUAAAUAUCCGGUAUAUAUUAAGUAUAAGAUAUAGGCCUUUCAAGAUAAUCAAUAAAUCAAUUAAUCGCACGAUAAAUAAAAACAAAGUCGCUAAUUU
Molecule: messenger RNA, 1092 nt
Organism: Dunckerocampus dactyliophorus (ringed pipefish)
Lineage: Eukaryota; Metazoa; Chordata; Actinopteri; Syngnathiformes; Syngnathidae
Product: claudin-10-like
Exons: 5
Coding region: 72-779 (235 amino acids)
Biological process (GO): cell adhesion; bicellular tight junction assembly
Cellular component (GO): plasma membrane; bicellular tight junction
Molecular function (GO): structural molecule activity
Source: RefSeq, a predicted model, not a curated record